Dermatophagoides farinae (American house dust mite) is the source of this 1072-nucleotide messenger RNA. The record is from RefSeq and is a predicted model, not a curated record. NCBI's taxonomy places the organism in Eukaryota, Metazoa, Arthropoda, Arachnida, Sarcoptiformes, Pyroglyphidae.
GGAUGAAUCCAUUGUAUAUCGAUAUUGUCCACUGGAUACAACUGCUGCGCCAUUAUUUCAUUAUUAUGAACAUAUGAAAAAUGGAACGUCGAUUAAUAUUGUUGAUUGUCGAAUCACAGCUAUUAUUCUUUGCACAUAUCUAAUAUUUAUUCUACAUAGUGAAUAUAUGUUAUUUUUAACCGAUCGCAAUUCAAUCUCAUGGCGUCUAUUGUACGACAUUUCCAAUAGAAAUUAUGAUAAUUACCUUAAAUCAAUAAUAAAGUUGAAAAAAAUUGAUUCAAUCCAUUCGGUGUAUCGAAUGAUAUUCCAUGAUAAUCAUAAAUAUCCAAUGAAUACUGAUGAUAAUGAUGAUGAUGAACGAUUCAAAAUGACAAUGAUGAUGAAGAUGAAUAAUGGACAGAAUUUUCUAAAUAAAUAUUUCAAUCAUCUUAUCAUGAAUGUUGAUUUACAGAAAUUUCAAAAAUCCAAAUUAAAUGUAUUCAAUUACUGUGGCGUUGAAACACGUAUCUAUCUUGUAUUUACAAUGAUUUUGUUACAUUUUAUUGAUGUUUUUCUCAUGAUUUUGGUUUAUAUGACAAUAACAAUUAGUAGUUGGAAAUAUUAUCAAUUUAUAUCGGCAAAUAUGGCUGAUUUAUGGCCAAUGGCCAUAUUUGAUUGCAUGUCCUAUAUAUAUUGUGGACAUAUUUUAGUCAGGAAUGCAUCACUUUAUUUUGAUUUUUCAUUCAUCAGUGUCGUAUUUUAUGCAUCGCAUAUGAACCAAUGGAAAGAAAAAUUUCAAAAAUUAUUUCAACUAAAACAAAAAUCAAAAAUCAAAACAAUUACUAAAUUAUGUUCAAAUUAUCAACAAACAAUAAAUUGGCAACGAUUCCAGCGACAACAUUGUCAUAUUAUCUAUUGUCUCAUGAAUAGUGGACGUAUUACAUGGAAUAUUGUAAUCUUUAUGGGCAUUCUGGCUAAUAUACCAUUGAAUAUUCUGUUCAUGUAUAAACUAAUAUUAGUACAAAAUUCAAUGAAUAAUCAAUUAAUGUAUAUUGGAUUCUUAAUAUUUCAAACAUUUGUAUUAUUAAGUGUA